Closterium sp. NIES-65 is the source of this 1296-nucleotide messenger RNA. The record is from the annotation of a GenBank genome assembly. Lineage: Eukaryota; Viridiplantae; Streptophyta; Zygnematophyceae; Desmidiales; Closteriaceae.
AUGAAUGCUCGGGAGAAGCGGAGUGUUGACGACAGUAACGGGGAUGACAGUAACGGGGAUGACAGCUACGACGAUUAUAGCGGGGAUGGAGGUGACUAUAACAGCGAUUCCUCUGGAGACGGAGGGGACGAGUACAGUGAUGGAGAUUCUAGCGACGACGACUAUAGCGAGGGCGACGGUAGCGAGGGUGACUAUAACGAAGGCGACUACCCAGAUGACGGAAGCACGGAGGGAGAUGGGGACCGGAGGCAAAGGGGUUCAUCCAACGGCUCAGGAACAAGCAGGCGGAAGAAAGGACGGAGGGGAUCGAGCCGUAAAGGGAAGCACGGAAAGAAGGGGAAGCACGGGAAGAAAAAGGGCGACUCGUCGCCGCCAAUCGCGAGCGAUCCGGCCGCCAACUUACCUCCCGUUACAAUCGUUCCCCCGUUCACGGUCAAAACCCCCCCGGUAAUAUCAUUCCCGCCGAAGAUCACCAAUCCGAAACCGGUUGACCCGUCACCAGCACCCCCAGUGGGCCCUCUCAUACCCGAUAAUGUCAACCCGUUACCAUUCGAUCUCAUCCCCGUUCCGCAACGAACAACCACCGACUCGUUUACGCUAAACCCUUUUAAAGGCAGAGUCGCGAGUUUCCCAUUAGAGCCCAGUCGAAAGGACCCAAAAGCGAGCUUGAUAAAAAAGCCAAAACCGCCAGUGGCAAAGCCGAAAGUGCCGGCUCUCCCGCCCAAACCGAAGGUGCCGACGCUGCCGCCCGCACCGACACCGAAGGUGCAGAUUCCGCCAACGACGCCGCCGAAUGCGGGAGCAGUGGACCCGUCCGAUCCGAACAACCCGUUUGCGAGUCCGUUUGACCCGCCGCCCGGCGCGAAUGGCCCGUUGACUCCGACUGACCCGAUUGACCCGCUGAAUCCGCCGUCGCCGUCGCCGCCGGUGGUUGCUCCCAAGCCUUCCCCGCCUCCUGAUGAUGGUGCCGGCAUUCCCAACACCACCGUCCCGCAAAUGCUCCCCGAUUCCUACAACGCCUCAGCCAUCAUCAAGCCGAAAACCACCACCACCACAACCGCCCCUCCCUCUCCCCCGAACGACUCGGGAGUCAACACUCUGAUGGUCGUGCUCAUGGUGACGAUUCCCCUGGGAGCAGCUGCGGUGAUUACAAUGGGUAUGCUGGGGUGGAGUCAGUACAAGAAAUGGAGCAUGAACGCCCAAGGCCCUGCCACUGCCGGGGGACCAGGGGGUGGGGGCGGUGGGCUUGGUGGCGGGGGGUAUGAGACUCUGCGAGGGGGGCCGUUCAACCACUGA